AUGAUAAUAUAAUAUUUUUAUGUUUUUUUUUUGUAUUACAAAAAUCAAAUAAUUUAAUUAUUAUUUUUAUUAUGUAAUACACAGAAGGGAAUAGCAAAGAGUUUUCUGAUUUUUCUAUCUUAAAAACUAAAAAUAGUGAAACCUAAGUUGUGCAACCAAUUGAAAAUCCGUAAACAAUCAAAUUUGAACUAUAGACCACCUAUAAAGUUUACACACUAAGAAGCUGAAGAGAUAAUUCAAAAAUUUCGCACAUACAAACCUUAUAAUAAAAAGUUCAAAUAUGAAAGACUUCUAAAAUUUGAGAAUUGCAGACUCAAAAUUUAUAAAGAUUCAUAUUACUUUGGUUAAUUGAUAAAUGGUAAAAAGAAUGGACUUGGAGUAAUAUUGAGUAAUAAUGGAAGAAUCUAUGAAGGUUAAUUUGAAAAUGAUAGAAAACAUGGGUAAGGAUAUGAGAGAUUUCCAGAUAAAACAUCUUAUGAAGGUACGUACAUAAAUGGAAAACCUGAUGGAAAAGGUAAAUUUCUUUGGGCUAAUGGUGAAGUAUAUGAAGGUGGAUGGUUAAAUGGAUUAAAACAUGGUGAAGGAAUAUGGAAUGGACUGAAAGGGACUUCUUAUGUUGGGGAAUGGAGAAUGGGAAAUCCAGAUGGUUAUGGAGUACAUGUUUGGGUGAAUGGAGAUAGAUAUGAAGGAGAAUUUCAUAAUAGUUUAAAACAUGGUCAAGGAAUUGAAUAUUUUAUUAAUGGGGAUAUUUAUAAAGGAUAAUAUGUUAAUGGUAAACCUGAAGGAGAAGGAGAAUAUUAAUGGAAUUCAGGUAGUUAUUAUAAUGGAACAUUUUAAAAUGGAUUAAGACAUGGAAAAGGAUUAUGGAUCAAAGAUAGAAAUGCUACAUUAACUGAUUCUUAUGAAGGGGAAUUUGUAAACGAUAAAAAAUGUGGUUAUGGAGUAUAUAAAUGGGCCAAAGGAAGUAGAUAUGAAGGAAAUUUUUAUGAUGAUGUUAGACAUGGAUUUGGAAGAAUGUAUUGGAAUGAUGGAUCAUAUUAUAUUGGUAUGUGGGAAUAAGGAUAUUAAUGGGGAGAAGGAGAAUAUGUAAUUAUUUUAUAAUUGUUAGUGUAAAAAAGGAGAAUAACCUAAAUUUGGAACUUUUGAGAAAAAUCUAUUAGUUAAUGAAGAUUAAGAAAAGUUAUUAUAAUAUUAAAGCAAAUAACCACUUUAAAUUAGAAUUAGAUAAUAUACAAGUAAUUGACAUUUAUUAGAUCUUAUUAGCAAGUUAACGUAGUGUAAGAUCAAAUAGUUAAAGACCAAGUAGUCAUAGUCAAUAAAGAAAUAUUAGACCAAGCAGUGUCAAAAGUGUUAAUUAAAUUAGAUAAGGAUCAACAGGCAAUAAUUAGUUUUAAUGUAAGAAAAAGAGAUAACCAUCAUUACCAAAAUAAUUAUUUGAUUGCAAUUUUUGAAGAUUUUCAAAAAUGAUAG
Molecule: messenger RNA, 1470 nt
Organism: Paramecium sonneborni
Lineage: Eukaryota; Ciliophora; Oligohymenophorea; Peniculida; Parameciidae
Source: the annotation of a GenBank genome assembly